AUGAGCGCAGUGCUUGCCAUGGCCGGAGCAGCAGAACCAGAAGGAGAGCCGAGCCGUGACGCAAAGAGCUGGACCACUGUGGGCUGGGCAGCUUUCCCUCUGGAGAAGUUCCAGCGCUGCAAGGAAGCUGUUUUGCAAGGCGCUGACAGACCGGGCUUGCAGGAGUUUGCAUCUUCGCCCAUGGGAGCUGUCUGGGAAGUACGCAAGACUUCUGUUCGGAGCCUUGGAGGCACGCUUUCCAGUAGCACUGCUCCGCGCAGGAAGAGUUUGAGGGCCUCUCGGACAGCUGCGGAGAUGGAUCGUGCCCUCAAGGAUCCCAACUUCGUGAUAUUUGAACUUGUCACGAAGGAGAACGUUCCGGAGCUGCUGUCCAAGAAGAUCCUUCAGUUGUCAGAUGACCAGAUCUACUAUCUCGCGGUGCAGCAGUGCCCCUUUCUUCCGGACAGUACCUUCACUGCCAACUUCAAGCUGAGAGCCAGGCACUGCACCAUCCAGCCACGCGUCAUCGGGCCUUGGGUUUGCACGACGACGAGCACCUCGCCUGCCCAUGCCCUGUUCAAAUACUACAUUGCCAUCGAUGAUCUGAGCAAUGAAAACAGCUUGGAAGAGGCUUGUGUUGGCCCCUUGCUACGGCUGCUUGGGAACAAUGCCGCCUCCAGUGAGCACCCUUUUCAAGUCGGUGGCGAAAUUUCCUAUCCGGUCUGCAGUUCGGAGGUGCAGGCUAUGACUCUCGGAUUUUUCGCUUUCAAGCGAAUGGAUUUGAAACUGGUGCGGAUCGAAUACCCUGGGCUCAUCACCACUGAGCCGGCUAUCUCACACCCAAUGGGUGCCUUUUGGAUGCUUCCUUUGGAGACCCUCUCCAAGUACCGAGACUGGAAGACGGUGCAGCUGAACUAUGCGCCGUUCCAGAUGUGCAUGACGUGGCUGACGGAGGACUGCUACAGCAGCGAAGACUUGUACAAGGAUGCCAUGACCACCAACCUCAAAAAGCGCAAAUCUGCCUUGAUUGCGGAGGUUGCCGAACUGAAGGAUGCCUUGAAUAUGAAGCAGGCAGAGUUAGCGAGUAUCGAAAAUUCGCUCAGCUCAGACCGCUAG
Cladocopium goreaui is the source of this 1095-nucleotide messenger RNA. Lineage: Eukaryota; Dinophyceae; Suessiales; Symbiodiniaceae. The record is from the annotation of a GenBank genome assembly.